Messenger RNA from Pomacea canaliculata, 2316 nucleotides. RefSeq names its product neuronal acetylcholine receptor subunit alpha-7-like. NCBI's taxonomy places the organism in Eukaryota, Metazoa, Mollusca, Gastropoda, Architaenioglossa, Ampullariidae. The record is from RefSeq and is a predicted model, not a curated record. Gene Ontology annotation, biological process: monoatomic ion transmembrane transport; signal transduction; chemical synaptic transmission. Gene Ontology annotation, cellular component: synapse; membrane; neuron projection. Gene Ontology annotation, molecular function: extracellular ligand-gated monoatomic ion channel activity; transmembrane signaling receptor activity; neurotransmitter receptor activity.
AGCGACCAUUCAGAUCACUCGACCUCCUUUGGCGCCGGCGCUGAAUGGUGGGCUCGCCAGCAAGAUAAAAAGUCCCACUCACCUGUCCUGCUCGCACACGUGCCAGGUAGAUGAACUAAGUGGUUAUUGAGUGCUGUCUGGUGAACACAACAACAAGUAGCGACUCCAACAUCUAAAAAUAAUUGAUUCGUAAUAUUGUGACCAGUAACGGUGAGUAAACAACAAGGAUAUAACUUCUGACGUCAUGAGAGUACUGAUAUUCACUGCCGCUGUCUUCGCUCAGCUCCACGUGACGUCAUGUCAAAGUGCAGUCAACGUCACGAGGGUCCACGAGCACGUGUACAACGUCAUCACCCCGUACACAAGACCCGUCAAAAAUUACUCCACCAUCACGAACGUUCGGGUGCUUUUCCACCUGAUGGCCAUCAACGACUUCGACACGGCCUCGCAGAAGCUGACUAGCACCGGGUGGAUGCAGGUGCAGUGGCAGAACGAGUACCUGGCGUGGGACCCGGCAGCCUUUGGCGGAGUCAUUAACAUCUUCCCUGAUCCUACUCAGGUGUGGCGGCCUCGUCUGACUCUACGGAACACCAUGAAGGACCUGAAGGCCAUCGGCGAGGAGUACAUCGUCAUCAUGGCGAGGUACGAUGGGUUCAUGGAAUGGUACCCGGCGGAGCAGUUCGAAACCUUCUGUUACGUGGACGUCACGUACUUUCCUUUUGACAUACAAACGUGCACCUGGCAGUUGUUCAUCUGGGCAGAAGACAUGGGUCAAUUGACCUCCUGCAGCUGUGGCCUACCAUUGACCUCAGCUUCUACUCUGGAAAUGGUGAGGGAGAUGAUCUCAACUCAAGCGACAAAGAGGAACUGGACCCUCGACGGCGCCCUCUACCCUGAGCUCGUGUACAAGAUGACACUGAAGAGGCGACCGUCACUUCUGGUGCUGACUGUCCUCAUGCCAGUCCUGCUUCUGGCUUUCAUCAAUGUCUUCGUCUUCAGUAUUCCUUCUGAGUCAGGAGAGCGGCUGUCGUACGCCAUCACAACGCUGCUGUCCUUCGGGGUCUUCAUGAGCUUCAUCCUGUCGUCGAUGCCAUCGUCAGCGGAGACCGUCUCAAUCAUGGUCAUCGACAUGAGCGCCCUGCUCAUCCUCUCUGCCGUCUACGUCCUCCUCUGCAUCUUCACCCUCCGCCUGUUCCACCGCGACGACGACAAGCACCCGGUGCCCAAGGCGGUGCAGACCUUCAUCGUGUCGCUGGAGGUCCUCCUGUGCCUGGAGCCGCCCAACACCAAAGUCGAUCCUGUCAUCCAGGUGAUGCCCGUGUCCGACCAGGACCACCAGAGGCCACGAAUCUGUGACACCAUCAAGAAGAAGCAGUUGUCCCGGAAGCUGGCCAUCACCAACCCCAACGAGAUGACGUGGCGCCGGGUGAGCCGGACACUGGACAAGUUCUUCUUCCGUCUUUCCUUACUGAUCGUCCUCGGGUCCACCUUCGUUGUGUUCGUCUUGAUCAGCAAGAGCUAGGCACCGGAUGUUCACCUUGUCAAAUCCUUGCCUGACUGAUCAAAGCACGUGUAGCAUGAAGCUUGAAAAAUAACUUUCUUGGACCUGCAAGGUUUAGUGUCUAGUACAGUCAUAGCUUAUAGUCUUAUUAUCUUUACAUACAUCGAUUGGACCUUUUUGCGAACAUGACUAUUUGGUGUUAGUCAUGUUGUCUAUACCAGUAGACUAUAUAUUAGCUAUUUACAGUUCAUGUGUGUUCUCCUCAUCAGUUAGUAGAAUACUUUUUCCUGAAUCAUAAACACUUGCACAGGAAGGUACAAAAAUCAAGAAAUGGAAAAACGUUUUAAAUGCAGUGAAUAUAUGUGACAAUGUUUGCUUUUGAUGAUUAUUGUUGUUGUUGUUGUUAUUAUUAUUAGUAUUAGUAGUAGUAUCAUCAUUAUUGUUGUUGAUAAUGUUAUUAUUGUGUCAGUAAAUUAAGUUUCGUACAUUUCGUGAGUUUUUACGAAGAAUCGCUGUUCAAUAAUUGUGAUCACGGGUCAUCCUUACGAUGUGCAAUAAUAGACAAAAGAUAUUCACUCUUCACACUAGUUUGAUGGUGGUACUGAGCUGUAGUGACUGCAACUAUGCUGAUGGCAUUCAUCUUCUCACAAUAAUAACACAACUCUUUCUUUUGAGAUGAUGAUGAUUAUUUUCUGCGUUUUUAUAUUUUUGUCAACAUAUUUUAGCUAAGCUUUGUUGGUGGGGUAAAGUACUAUAUAAGUUAACUUUAUUAUUAUUUAUUAUUAUUAGGUUUUCUUGACUAGAUAUUUCUGAUG